AUGGUUCUUAGCAUUGCUUUAUCCAAGUCUUGGUCUAUUCAUCAAUUGGAUGUGAAGAAUUUCUUCUUACAUGGCAACUUGAAUGAAACAAUAUACAUGUAUCAACCUUUGGGGUUUAAAGAUCCGGCUCGUCCUGAUCAUGUAUGUCUUUUGAGAAAGUCUCUCUAUGGUUUGAAACAGGCACCCCGCGCUUGGUAUCAACGUUUUGCUGAUUUUGUUGCAUCAAUUGGCUUUAAUCACAGCAAAUUGGAUACUUCUUUAUUCAUUUAUCGCCAUGAUCAUGACACUGCUUACAUUCUUCUUUAUGUUGAUGAUAUUGUGUUCACUGCUUCUUCAGAGUCCCUUCGGAAAUGUGUCAUUUCUCAACUUAGCACUGAAUUUGUAAUGAAAGAUUUAGGUCCUUUGAGUUAUUUCUUAGGCAUUGUUGUUACCCGACACAAGAAUUGUUUGUUCUUGUCUCAAACGAAAUAUGCUCAUGACAUUAUUAAGAAAGCAGGUAUGACAGAUUGUAAUCCAGCUUCCACUCAUGUUGAUUCUAAAGGAAAGAUGAGCACUCAAUCCGGCAUUUCUUAUGGAGAUCCUACCUCUUAUCGUUCUUUAUGUGGGGCGUUACAGUACUUGACAUUCACUCGUCCGGACAUUUCUUAUGCUGUACAACAAGUUUGCUUGUUUAUGCAUGCUCCUCAAGUUGCUCACACGAAUGCCUUAAAACGAAUCAUCCGUUAUAUUCAAGGCACUGCUGAUUAUGGUUUGAAGUUAUACAAAUCAUCUAUUACUUCCCUUAUUUCUUAUACGGAUGCUGAUUGGGGCGGGUGUCCUGAUACUCGUCGAUCUACAUCAUGUUAUUGUGUCUUUCUUGGAGAUAAUUUGAUUUCUUGGUCUUCUAAAAGGCAACCUACUUUGUCAAAGUCUAGUGUUGAAGCAGAGUAUAGAGGGGUUGCAAAUGUCGUCUCAGAAUCAUGUUGGGUCCGAAACUUAUUAUUAGAACUCAGAUGUUCGGUUACACAGGCAACCUUAGUUUAUUGCGAUAAUGUUAGUGCUAUUUACCUCUCUAGUAAUCCGGUACAACAUCAGCGCACUAAACAUAUUGAAAUGGACAUUCACUUCGUUCGUGAGAAAGUCCAACGGGGUGAAGUUCGUGUCUUGCAUGUGCCAUCCCGAUACCAGAUUGCAGAUAUUUUUACUAAAGGUCUGCCUAAGAUUUUAUUUGAUGAUUUUCGGGCCAGUCUCAGCGUUUGCAAAGCUCCCGUUUCGACUGCGGAGGUGUGA
Impatiens glandulifera is the source of this 1269-nucleotide messenger RNA. RefSeq lists its product as uncharacterized. The coding region runs from base 1 to 1269 and encodes 422 amino acids. The record is from RefSeq and is a predicted model, not a curated record. NCBI's taxonomy places the organism in Eukaryota, Viridiplantae, Streptophyta, Magnoliopsida, Ericales, Balsaminaceae. The transcript has a single exon.